GUGUGUGUUUGUGAGUGUGUGUGUGUGUGUGUAUGUGUGUGUCGGGGCAGCAGAUGCACCGUCAAGGCGUUAAGUCCGCUAAGAAGCCACUAGUCCAAUUAAGCAUGAGGAGCGACAGAAAUCCACGGACGUGUCCCCUCAGCUUGGCUCGACGAUGGGUAUGAACGCUGCUCCGGCAUAUGAUUACGACUUGAGACGAGAGCCGCCAUCAGCAAACGUGGACUAGUAGGAAUAAAAGCGAAACACAGUCAGUGUGAUGCUGGUGCGUGUUCAGCGCGGUCUGUCGCGAUUCAUGCUCGUUUAAAACCGGCCUAUAAGCCCCUUGGACAGUAUAGGCCUUGACGCAAGUCAUCUGGCGACGCCACGGAGUUUCCUCGGACUAUUUCUGGAGGGGGAUUGUUAUCAUGGAGAGGUACACUGAUGUGCUGCUUGUCACCGCCAAUGUCGGAUCACUCUUUGAUAAUGUGAGUGAGAUUCAAAGUGAAUGGGUGCGAGAGCUCUGUAAGACUGUCCACAACUACAAGCCGCAGUUCAUGGCCCUGCACUUCCAGGAGGUGGGAGGGAAGGACUACAUGGUCAACAUGGGCCAUGCAGAAAACUUCUUCAGGAGCAUUGAGUCGAGUGAGGAGAUGAAAGACUUUGACAGGGUCUGCGUCUAUGUGGACAACCAGUUCCAGGCAGAGGACAGCUUCACGGCUUUGGGGAGCAUGUACUUCAUCCACAAGGCAUUGAAAAACAUCUACCAGUAUGACUUUAAUGUUAGGGAUUUUAAAGCCGUGUCUGGGCACAACAAGUAUGUGGGCUCCCUGGACGGGGUAACCACAGUGGAGAAAGAAAAAUUCCCAAAGAAUUUCUGGCCUGAUUUCAAGUGGUCCAGAAAGGGCUUCAUGAGGACCCGCUGGAUCAUACACAACCAAGGGCUGGACCUGGUCAAUGUCCACCUGUUCCAUGAUGCCUCCAACCUCAUUGCCUGCAACUCCAGUCCUUCCAUCUACUCAGCCAACCGCAAAAAAGCUCUCAGAUAUGUCAUCAACAGGAUAUCAGACAGCAGCUACAGCCCCCUGCCUUUCUUCCUGUUUGGAGACUUCAACUUCCGCCUGGACACGCUCAGUCUGGUCCAGCACCUGUCCACCUCAGCAGACGUGCAGACAGUGAAGAAGGACAGCAGCAACGAAGUGGAGAAAAUCAUCUGCGAGGAGAAAGACAACGACCACAAGGUGCUGCUGCAUAUUGAGGCCAAGCUGUUUGCCUACCUGCACCAGGCAGUCUUCAGGGAGGAUAACGGCAAAGCACUUUUGAAAUAUGACAAGGAAGUCACAGCCUUUCAUGAUGUCAUUAGGGAAGAGGAAAUCCUGUUUCCACCCAGUUACCCCUACAGUGAAGAAUACACUAAACCAACCCAGUACAUGAACACUCGCUGUCCCUCCUGGUGUGACCGUAUCCUCAUGUCACACACCGCCCAGGACUCCAUCCACACGGGGGAUGAUGGUGAGAAGAGUGUGGUUUACAAUACUCUGGGUCCUAACGUCUGUAUGGGAGACCAUAAGCCGGUUUUCUUGUUCUUCGCGCUGAAGACAAAUGACCAUUGACUCGGAUCCCUCUCAAUGGUCUGACUGCUGUCGGUCUCCACGCCAGAGGCCCUGUCCCACCGCAGUUUUCAGCACCAGAGGGUAAACCCCCUCACCUCUGCCAGCCGCGGGACUCAACUCAACUCCCCGAUGUGAACGCCCCCAUCCACACAUCACUGCCGCCUUGCUGUCACAUAUUGAUUCCCACGGCUGGGGUGACAUCAGCACAGAUUUGAUCAUCAGCAGCUAUUAUGGAUUUUUGUGGCAGACAAUUUGCCAGAUUCUCCACUUGGACACCCAGAUCCUCAAUCUUCAGAGCCGAAUGCUCAGUGACACUGCAGAUGUUCCCGGGAUCCCCACCUGCAGCUCGAGGGACCAAAUGAUGAUUUAAAGACUUGAGUGUGUGACUGUGGGUUGUCUCUUGCCCAUGCCCUCUUCAUGAAUAUGAGCAUGCGUCUGUCUCCAGUGAGGGGAUGGAUGACGGGAGGUCACACACUCCCACAUGUGCAUGUAUACAGUACACACACAUGCAGCUACAGUGCAAACACACUGGCAUUUAUACUUCAGUACAUAUCUUUACAGCACUGAGGUUUUAAAAGGUCCCAUAUUAUAGGAAUUCAAAAUUAAUAAAUAAUCAUUGGAUGUUGUUUUUGUAUUUGCCAUAAUUAGAUGUUUGCAUGGCUUAAUUUAAAGUUAUUGAAUUUUCAGUCCAUCCUUUUUUUUUCCUACAGUUUCAGAGUAACUGCAAUUGAAGCAUCACAACAAGACUUAUUGGUUCAACUUAUUAAUCAAUUUCUAAUAUUCUUCCAAUCAGGACAGUUUGCAGCAUUUGAACUGGAAAACCUCCAGUCAGCAGGUUUACCUCAUUUGCCUUAGAGGAGUUGGUGCUGUUGGCCAAUCAGGAUCCAGUAUUGUGAGGACCUGGGCUGUGUCCCGUUUGUCUUUCCUACUGCCCGUUUGCCUUCCUCCCUCACUGCCACUUGUCUCCUAUCAGGAAGUAACUCAAGGCAAGCGAAUUGAAUUUUUCCUUUACUGAAUGUCAUAGAUGUAGUGUUGAUUAUAUGGGUGGGGAUUACAAUGAUGCAGGACACUUGAACAAAUGAAAAUUUAAAUCAAAUCUAAAUAUUCAAUAUUUUAAGGCAAAAAAAUCCAGUAUUCUCUUUUAUUAUUGCAAGCAAAGAAUCUUGCUCAAAUCCAUGUCUUAAUAUAUGACAGCUGCUGUCAGCUGAUAAGAACUCAUUUCCUCCUGUUUUUGGACAGCCUGCACGAUGGCAACAUCAAAAUCAGUUUCCAUGUCAGAAAAGGAAGGGAGGAGGUAGUGAAGGAAAGUCGGAGGCAUUUUAAGAGCAAUGACAUGCACCCAGUCUUUCAAAUUGAAAUCAGCUGAAGAAAUUCAAUUAAACUUUAAACUAAAAUAUAUUUAUUUGUAAAAUAUCCCAAAGAACAUUAUUCUGUUCUUCAUUGUGUUAUCCUGAGCAUUAUCUAAACAAAUUAAUUCAAACUCAAAAACAUGGGACCUUUUAAAAUCAGGUACUGGUCAUCAGUUCGAUUGAUGUGUGUGCAUGUUUUUUUUUGGUUUUGUAUUAUAGACAGUUUUUAGGUCAGUGUUUUAUUUGAAACUGUUUGCUCUCACUGUAAACAGGAUUUUACACUGCAGAGAAACACAAUAGUGGAACGCUGCUAUAUCAGUAUCCUGUAAACAUGUUUGGUCAGCUGACCAGACAUGAGCACAGAGGAGCUGCCCUGUGCGCUCAUGUCUGUCUUGACCGCAACAAUAAAACCAGAAGAUUGGAUUUAUUUUUUAUGUUAAAUUAAUGGAUGUAGACUAUUAUAAUUGAAUUAGAAUACUGAUUGUUUAACACCUGCAAAGCAACUCCAGUAAUUUACAUUAUCAUAUGAAUGCUGUGCUAAGAGUUGAACUGACAUAACACAGCAAAGCUACGUUUUCCCUUAUUUGACCUAGAAUGAUAUCAGUACCUACACACAUAGUCUUUCUGCUGUCUUCUCUGUGAUUUGUGGUACUUCUGUACAGUACGUUGUUGUUACCAAGUGCUUUAUUCCACAAGCUACCACUAAACUCUCCCUUGUACCUGUCCUCCCUUAGAGAGGUCCACUGAACAACACACACGUCCUCUGUGCUGCACACAGUCUGCUCCCUUUUGUUCUGGCUGGCAUCUACCUUAUUUCAUUGCCAAAAUAACAAUCAUAUCAUGUCUACUUGACAGAAGCAAUGUGGAUGUGUCUGGGUGUGUCUGUGUUUUAAAAAUACAUACACCUUCCCACGCAUGUAUACACACAGACACACACACACAAUAAAAAAGGAUAAACGCAUGGUUUGCAUUUGGAUUACUCUGAUUAUGUCUUUUGUUUUGUUAAUUCUUAGUCUUGUAGCACCACUGUUGGACUGUAAUUUUUUUUUUCAUGUCAUACAUUGGUUACAGUUUUGGAUCUGGCUUUAAUAAUGACUAAUUCAAAGAAAUAUAUGCUUGUGUUUUAUUAAUCCUUGUCUUUUAAUGUUUCAAAAGCAUUUGUGAAACUUUUUGUGUCUUUCGUAACCUGCUGGUACAGUGUAUUCUCUAUUCAUACAAAAAAAACAAACGUUUUUUUCAUGCAUACUUUUACAAAUAUUACAAAUGUUACAAAUACAUAUUCAUGAUUUUGGUCAGCUCAUUGUAAUGCUGUCCAGUUAUAGGUAGCAUUACAGUGGAGUUCAGCUACUUUUAGAUACUCUGGUCAAAGACAAACACUACAGUCUUGUAAUGUAUCACUUUUGUAAAUAAACUAUUAUGCUCACAAA
This is a messenger RNA of Myripristis murdjan (pinecone soldierfish), 4365 nucleotides long. It is a transcript of the gene inpp5l, whose product is annotated as inositol polyphosphate-5-phosphatase L. The record is from RefSeq and is a predicted model, not a curated record. The coding region runs from base 405 to 1589 and encodes 394 amino acids. Gene Ontology annotation, biological process: phosphatidylinositol dephosphorylation. NCBI's taxonomy places the organism in Eukaryota, Metazoa, Chordata, Actinopteri, Holocentriformes, Holocentridae. Gene Ontology annotation, molecular function: inositol-polyphosphate 5-phosphatase activity. The transcript is spliced from 16 exons.